UUGCCUCCAGCCAUGCAGUGCUACACCGAGAUUGCUCCGCCUACGGCUGUUAGCCAUGCCAUUCAUUUGCCUUUCCUCACCCCCAAAGCGACCAACCUUAUAAUCGCAAAGAACUCGCUACUCCAGAUCUUCGAGCUCAAGUCUAUCGUCACAGAGGCGGCUGCAAACGGCGAUACAGGCUUCGAAAAUGCUGGCCCGUUACUGGAUACCGAAGCCAUCGAUGUGCCUCUGCAGCGCAAUGAGUACACCAACAAGCUGGUGCUGGUGGGCGAGUUCCCCUUGGCGGGCACUGUGAUAUCACUGGCGCGCGUCAAGGCGCUCAAUACAAAAUCGAAGGGAGAGGCUUUGUUGGUGGCUUUUCGGGAUGCGAAGUUGAGCUUGGUGGAAUGGGAUCCCGAGUCGUACAACCUCCAUACAAUAUCAAUACACUACUAUGAGAAUCCAGACUUGCCCGGAAAUGCGCCUUGGUCCCCUGAACUCAAAGACACACAUAAUUUCCUAACGGCAGACCCUAGCAGUCGGUGCGCCGCCCUCAAGUUUGGUCACCACAACCUCGCCAUCUUGCCCUUCAGGCAGCGUGGCAUGGUGGAAGAUGAGUAUGACUCGGAUUUGGAGGAUCAGAAAGAUGCCAAAAUGGCCAACACUGAAGCUGAGAACUCAGAGAAUGCGCCCCAAACACCUUACUCUGCAUCCUUUGUGCUGCCCUUAACCCAUCUCGACCCUACCUUGACACAUCCCGUCCAUCUCGCCUUCCUUCACGAGUAUCGCGAACCCACCUUCGGUAUUGUCGCGUCUUCGAGGGCCGUGGCCCCGUCUAUGAUCGCCGAACGCAAAGAUAUCCUCACCUACACCGUUUUCACCCUUGACCUGGAACAGAAAGCCUCUACCACACUGAUAUCUGUUUCGGGUCUGCCUUACGAUAUCACUAGCGUCGUCCCGCUACCUUUGCCUAUUGGUGGAGCUCUUCUACUGGGUAGCAAUGAGAUUAUACAUGUUGAUCAGGCCGGAAAGACCAAUGGCAUAGCAGUCAAUGAGUUCGCAAAACUAUGCACCUCCUUUCCUUUGUCUGACCAGUCUGAGCUUGGACUUCACCUGGAAGGCUGUCAAGCUGAGCCACUGUCAUCGGAAAAUGGCGAUGUGUUAAUAUCGUUGAAUGAUGGGAAACUCUUGAUCUUGACUUUCACGCUGGACGGUAGGACCGUGUCCGGUGUAGCAUUACAGCCCGUCGAGGCAGCUAGCGGUGGUCGUCCACUCAACACAGCUGCCUCUUGUUUGACCAAUUUGGGUCGUGGGAGGCUCUUUCUGGGGAGUGAAGAUGGCGAGUCGGCGCUUUUGGGAUGGACCAACACAUCUGCUCCACCCCAGAAAAAGCAAUCGAGGGCCGACCAGGAUGACGAAGAUAUGUCGCUUGAUGAGGACGAGGAGGAAGUGGAUGAUCUGGACGACGAUUUAUACAACGAUACCACCCCGGCAGUGAAAAAGGUGACCGCUGCAGCGGCCAAACCCACUGCACCCGGUUCAUAUAUAUUCAGGAUUCACGAUAUACUACCCAGUAUUGCUCCGAUACGAGACGUUGUGCUACAUACAGAUGCCGCAGCACAAUACCCAACAACAGGCGAAAUCAUGGUAUCUUGCGGUCGAGGUGCCGCAGGAGCAAUCACAGCGCUCAAUCGCCAAGUGCAUCCCAUCAACCUGGCACAAACAGACUUCGCAUCUGCAAAAGGUCUUUGGGCAGUACACGCUAGGAAGCAAACACCGUCUGAGAUUACUGCGGAUUAUGGAAAGGAUGUCGAGGGAAACAUGUCUGUCGAUGCAGAAUAUGAUCAAUAUUUGGUCGUGUGUAGAGCCGGCAAAGGCGGUGAAGACAGUACGGUUGUUUACCAAGUCAGUGGAAACGAUCUCGAGGAAACAGAUAAAGGCGACUUCGAGCGAGAGGAAGUUGCCACAUUGAAUGUCGGGGUUCUCGCGCAAGGCACCAAAGUGGUGCAGAUCCUUACCACCGAGAUUAGGACUUAUGACCAAGACUUGAACAUGGAUCAAAUCAUAUCCAUGGACGAUGAAGAUGGCGAAGAAGUAAGAAUUAUCAGCGCCAGCUUCUCCGACCCAUACAUGAUGGUACUGCGAGAAGAUUCUGUCGUCAGACUGUUCAAGGCGAACGACAGCGGUGAGAUUGAAGAUCUUGAAGCGAGUGGAUUGACUUCGACGAAGUGGCUCUCCGCAUCCCUUUUUAAAUCAUCCAAUCUCAACGACGUCUUCGCUUUCCUCUUGACACCCGAGGGUGGCUUACACGUGUUCGCCAUGUCGGACCUGACAAGGCCAGGCUAUGUUGCUGAAGGGUUAAGCUUUCUCCCUCCUAUAUUAACGUCGGAUUACUAUGCUCGGCGAAGCACGGCAAAAGCAGCGAUAACAGAACUAGUCGCUGCGGAUAUCGGUGAUACCACAUCGAAAUCGCCUCAUUUAGUAAUACGUACUUCGACUGACGACCUCGUAAUCUACAAGGCCUGUCACUACCCGGGAAAGGCAUCUUCUGAAUCAUGGACAAAUAAUCUUAGAUGGGUCAAGGUUUCACAGCAACACCUGCCGCGAUACACUGACGAACUAGUCAACGAUUCGGGUGUCGAAAGCACCUUGGUAGUGCUGGACAACGUCUGCGGAUACAGCACUGUUUUCCAGCGGGGAACCUCUCCCGCGUUUAUACUGAAAGAGGCGUCUAGUGCAGCCCGAGUCAUUCCCCUCCAUGGGAAAGCAGUCAGAGGACUGACACGAUUCCAUACCUCCGCGUGUCAGAGAGGCUUCGCAUACAUUGAUGUCGAUAGUACAUUUCGGAUUUCACAAUUGCCUCCUCAAACACACUAUGGCCAUCUUGGUUGGGCAGCUCGUCGUAUGCCAAUGGACUCUGAAAUCUACGCCUUCUCCUAUCACCCUCGAGGAGUCUAUGUCAUAGGGACAGGCCAGCCAGAAGAGUUUCUUCUUCAAGACGACACGUAUCAUUACGAAUGGAAGCCUGAAGACAUUAGCUUUAAGCCUCAUGUUGAACAGGGUGUGCUCAAAGUAAUUGACGAGAAAACGUGGUCAGUCAUAGACACACAUGUACUGGAUCCCCAGGAAGUUGUUCUUUGCAUAAAGACAUUAUCCUUGGAAGUAUCGGAAACCACGCAUGAACGAAAACAGUUGAUCGCUGUGGGCACAUCCAUCUCCCGCGGAGAAGACCUUGCUACCAAGGGCUGCAUUCGCAUAUUCGAAGUUAUCACCGUCGUCCCCGAGCCUUCACAACCCGAAACAAAUCGAAAGCUACGUUUGAUUGUCAAGGAAGAGGUCAAGGGUGCUGUAUCAGCGGUCUCAGAGCUCGGUACUCAGGGGUUCAUAAUCAUGGCUCAAGGGCAAAAGUGUAUGGUGCGUGGUCUCAAGGAAGAUGGGACUUUAUUGCCAGUUGCUUUCAUGGACAUGCAAUGUUAUGUAACCUUUUUGAAGACACUACCACAGACUGGGAUGCUCUUAAUGGGCGAUGCAUUCAAGGGACUGUGGUUCACUGGAUACACGGAAGAACCAUACAAGAUGAUGCUUUUUGGCCGUAGCAAAAACAAUCUUGAAGUGCUUGCCGGCGAGUUCAUGCCUUUCGAGAAACAAUUGCACAUUGUAAUGGCCGACGCGGACAUGAACUUACAGGUUCUUCAAUACGACCCUGAUAACCCCAAAUCAAUGGCCGGUCUCCGCCUCCUGCACCGCUCGACCUUUCACACAGGUCACUUCCCAGUCACCAUGUCGCUCCUACAAUCUCGCCUCCAAAUGCCAUCCGCCACCGCCGAAUUCCCAGGCGACUCAUCCCUUCCUGACCCCGAAUCCGACCCUUCUUCCCUCCCCCAAGCACCCAAUCAACCCCUCCACCAAAUCUUACACACGUCUCAAUCAGGGACCCUCGCCCUCAUCACCCCGCUCUCCGAGUCUACAUACCGCCGCCUCUCAGGUCUCGCGACCUACCUUUCAAAUACGCUAGAAAGCGCAUGCGGACUGAAUCCGAAAGCAUGGCGCGCAGUUGAGAGCGAGGUUGGCAGUGGUGCAGGGACGAGAGGCGUGCUAGAUGGAGGGUUGUUGAUGCGGUGGGAAGAAUUAGGCGUGCAGAGGCAGAGAGAAGGCCUGGGCAAAGUCGGUGGUGAUGAGUGGGGGUUCUGGGGUGAAAGGGAGGUACUCGCUGGCUGGGGAAUUUUCGGGAAAAGAUAG
Molecule: messenger RNA, 4218 nt
Organism: Periconia digitata
Lineage: Eukaryota; Fungi; Ascomycota; Dothideomycetes; Pleosporales; Periconiaceae
Source: the annotation of a GenBank genome assembly